Molecule: messenger RNA, 594 nt
Organism: Phyllostomus discolor (pale spear-nosed bat)
Lineage: Eukaryota; Metazoa; Chordata; Mammalia; Chiroptera; Phyllostomidae
Gene: DMAC1
Product: distal membrane arm assembly complex 1
Exons: 2
Coding region: 54-398 (114 amino acids)
Source: RefSeq, a predicted model, not a curated record
AGUAUCUUUUACGUCAGUUCGAUUCCAAAGCUCCUACCAUUGGGGUCGAAUUCAUGAACAUGGGUUCUUUCAUGUCCCAGCCUCUUGAGCCAGACAAGAUCGCCGCGCCUCCUGAAGCCGCCUCUUCCGCCAACCCUGCGCCCAUGGAGAAACCCAGAACCCCGACCUCCGCAGAGCAACCCCCCGUAUUUAAUAACUGCUGGAGCUGUCGCGUGCUCUCCGGGUCAGGGUUGAUAGGGGCGGGCGGGUAUGUGUACUGGGUGGCACGGAAGCCCCUGAAGCUGGGAUACGCCCCGAGUCCAGGGACUAUUACGCAGAUGGUCAUCGGCAUCAGCAUUGCUUGCUGGGGUGUGGUCAUCCUGUCAGAUCCCAAAGGAAAGGCCUUCCGAGUUGGUUGAAAAUACUACCAGUGAAUUUGUUCUCUGUCCCUGCCCCCAUGACACACAGAGCAAGCAUGGGGCUUUUGGAUAUUCUGGACACACACAGAGCUGUCGACAUACUUCAGUUCUUCAGAUUCUACAAGACUGAAAAGACAAACAUUGGUUGGCAUUUUCUGGACAUGAAUAUUUGUGGCCACCUUCUCGGGCUCCACAA